Molecule: messenger RNA, 423 nt
Organism: Polistes canadensis
Lineage: Eukaryota; Metazoa; Arthropoda; Insecta; Hymenoptera; Vespidae
Exons: 2
Coding region: 1-423 (140 amino acids)
Source: RefSeq, a predicted model, not a curated record
AUGCAUUCUUUCGUUGAAAUUGAAAAAAUUGAAACCUGUAUAUUAGAGAUAAUUAGAUUUUACAGUAGCAUAAAAUUCGAUGUAGAUGUAACCGAUCAAAUGGCUAGAAAACGUAGUGUAAAAUCUAAAUGUCGAAGAUGGCCUUUACAGGCAUUUUUCAAUAUCUUAGAUUUAGCCAGGAUAAGUGCUUAUAUUUUAUAUAAAGAAACGACGGAUGAAGAAAUAUCGAGGCAGGAAUUUUUAUUUCAAUUGGCAGAAGAGCUUGGGAUUAAAUAUCAGAAGGAGAGACAGUCAAGCAAAAAAUUUUCAUUAAAAACAAUAAUAAACACAGCUACAGAUUUUUCUGGACGAAAAUCCUGUCAAAUAAAAUAUUGUAAAGUCAAUAAGACUAACAAAAUUUCCCAUUAUUUUGGAGAAUAUUAG